Messenger RNA from Torulaspora globosa, 900 nucleotides. It is a transcript of the gene SWC5, whose product is annotated as Swc5p. The coding region runs from base 1 to 900 and encodes 299 amino acids. The record is from RefSeq and is a predicted model, not a curated record. NCBI's taxonomy places the organism in Eukaryota, Fungi, Ascomycota, Saccharomycetes, Saccharomycetales, Saccharomycetaceae. The transcript has a single exon.
AUGGCUGUUCAGGCAGAUAGUUCUCAGAAAGGUCAGGAUGUGCUUGACGAGGAGCAAUACAACGAGGAGGAGGACGAAGACUUCAGCCCAGGGCUGAGCAAGCAGAGUGAGCAAGAGGAUGAAGACGAAGAGGAGGCUUACCAGCUGGAGCAAGAGGAAAGCGGUUCUGUGAAGAAGGGAACGGAUGGGUACGACUACUCUCAUAUAGAGAGCGAAUCGGGAGGUCUGAUUCGGACCCGAAGAGGUAGGUUGCUGGAGGAACAGCUGAAUGCGAAGAGAAAAUACGAAGGAUUGCAGGCUGGCACGAUAUCGGAAUCUGUGAACGAUAUUUGGGAAGAGUUGCAGCAGAUAACACACAAGAGACUCAAGGAUCGCGCGUUCUGCGGAUCGGUGCUGGCGGAUGGCGGUGAUAUGGGGCGAGGAAGCCAGCAGGAGGAGCAGAUACUGAUCAAGAGAGAUUACAAAUUCGCAGGCGAAGUUUUUCACGAGGAGAAGAUGGUCCCGAUCUCUAGUUCCGAGGCACAGGAGUAUCUGAAGAGCAAGAGUGCCGAGAAGGACGCUGAAGAGCGUCUGAAGGCCGAGGCGAAUGAGCAGUCCCGUGGUUUGCCAGAUAAUGAAAAGGACCGUAGGCGACUGAGGAGGCCUCUCAAGCGGCCGCCGUACCUGGAACAGAUCAUUGCAGGGUCUUUGAAGCCCAAGUUGACCACCCUGGAAAAAUCGAGUUUGGACUGGGCUGCUUAUGUUAAUAAGGAGGGUCUUACCGAUGAACUGACGUUGUACAACAAGGACGGUUACUUGGCGAAACAGGAUUUCUUGAAUCGUGUCGAGAUGGCGAAAGACGACAAGUAUAGAGAGCUGCGACAGAAACAGCUGGCAGCCCAAUUACAAGAGCAACAGUGA